Exophiala xenobiotica is the source of this 1459-nucleotide messenger RNA. RefSeq lists its product as uncharacterized. Gene Ontology annotation, molecular function: saccharopine oxidase activity; flavin adenine dinucleotide binding; sarcosine oxidase activity. The coding region runs from base 152 to 1459 and encodes 435 amino acids. The transcript has a single exon. NCBI's taxonomy places the organism in Eukaryota, Fungi, Ascomycota, Eurotiomycetes, Chaetothyriales, Herpotrichiellaceae. The record is from RefSeq and is a predicted model, not a curated record.
CCGAGCCAAAGCAAAGCAAACGAAAAAUCGAUCGAGGCUUCAAAUUUGCCAAAGAUUAUCGGCAGCAGCAGUCAGUCGGUGUACGAAUCAAAACCAAACCUAAAGAAAGAGGUUCGAAAAGUACCACACGGAGUACUACUACUGUCGGAACAUGGCUUCCUCAAAGUCAUCAUCGAUCCUCAUCGUCGGCGCCGGGACGUGGGGUUGCAGCACGGCCUUGCACUUGACACGUCGAGGGUACACCAACGUCACGCUGGUCGAUCCGUACCCGGUGCCUUCGCCCAUCUCGGCGGGCAACGACGUGAACAAGAUCGUCGAGCAGGGACAGUUCUCCGAGGGGGACGGCGAGGCGUGGGUGUCCAAGACACUGCUCACCGCGGCCAAUGAGGGAUGGAACUUGGACCCGGUGUUCAAGCCCUACUAUCAUGACACCGGGUACAUUGUGGCGGCGAGCUCCAAGGACGGACUGAAGGUGCUCUACGAUCGCGAGCGGCCGGAUAUCAACAAGGAGUUUGUCACGCUCGAGGAUGCAGAGGCGUUCCGCAAAACGAUGCCCAAGGGAGUUUUGACCGGCGAUUUCCCGCAGUGGAAAGGUCUUUACAAGAGCACGGGUGCGGGAUGGGUGCAUGCGCGCAAGGCGCUGGUGUCGUGCGCGAAUGAGGCGAAGAGGCUGGGCGCGAAGUUUGUCGUGGCGGACGUGACGGAGUUGCUGCUUGAAGGUGACGAUGUCAAGGGCGUGAGGAUCAAGGACGGACGAGAAAUGCGCGCGGACACGACGAUCCUGUGCGCCGGGGCGAAUAGUGAUCAGUUGCUCGAUUUCAGGGGUCAGUUGAGGCCGACGGCGUGGACGCUCGCGCAUAUUCAGAUGACUCCGGAAGAAACGCGACUGUUCAAGAACCUGCCCGUGCUAUUCCACAUUGAGAAGGGAUUCUUCAUGGAGCCGGACGAGGAUAAGAAUCAGCUGAAGAUGUGUGAUGAGCAUCCCGGAUAUUGUAAUUGGUUGAAAAGGCCUGAUGGGAGCAGAGUCAGUGUACCGUUGGCGGUCAACCAGAUCCCCGCCGAUGCGGAGAGACGGUGUCGCGAGUUCCUGAGGGAAACGAUGCCGCAGUUGGCGGACAGGCCAUUUUGUUUUGCGAGGUUGUGUUGGUGUGCGGAUACGCCGAAUCGGUCGUUCCUGAUCGAUCGGCAUCCCGAGUAUAGGAGUUUGAUCCUGGGGUGUGGCGCGUCGGGACACGGGUUCAUGCAUAUUCCGAGCGUGGGAGGGUUUGUGGUGGAUGCGAUGGAGGGGAAACUGGACACGAGGUUGAAGGAGAGCUUCAGAUGGAGGCCGGAGACGGCAGUGGAUAGGGAUUGGGAAAAUACUCAGGCUCGGUUUGGGGGACCGAAUGCCAUUAUGGAUUUGCAGACGGUCAAGGAGUGGACGAGUAUCCCGCCGGAGCAGACGUUGGCGAGGUUGUAG